This is a messenger RNA of Microplitis demolitor, 3571 nucleotides long. RefSeq names its product WD repeat-containing protein 20. Gene Ontology annotation, molecular function: protein binding. Lineage: Eukaryota; Metazoa; Arthropoda; Insecta; Hymenoptera; Braconidae. Bases 595 to 2553 code for a protein of 652 amino acids. The record is from RefSeq and is a predicted model, not a curated record. The transcript is spliced from 4 exons.
UAAAACCCAGAGAAAAAUAUGCGCGCGCAGAAACAACACAACGUAAACUGCAGGAGCAACAUCUAGCUAGUGUAGAUAGACAGCACACAAUAUAUAGAACACACUAUAGACUAUAGACUACAUCAAUUUAAAAAGUCUAAUGGUCUAAGUCGAAGUCUAGUUGUCUAAGUCUCCAAGUCGCAGUUAAACGCAACCUGAAGAAAAGAAAAAAGUAAUUAAGCGACAGGUCCAUAUAUUAAAUAUAUAGUGUUCAUAUUAAUACAUAUACAUGUAUGUGGAACUCGUGAACGAGUGUCCAGUUGUCGAGACACCAUCACUAUAGACGUAUCAAAGUUAUUUAAAAAAAAACCAAAUGUGAAAUUUUUAAAAAUUUAAAUGGAGUUGUGAUUUAUCAGACAAUAAUUUAAAUAACAAAUGAAUUAUCAGCGAGAUAUGGUUAAGAGAGCGUUAGUGGAGUAAAAUAGUGAAUUGUUAAAGAGGUUUAUUGACGUUUAAAGUUUGUGGAUGAAAUUUAAAAUAGAGAUAAUUAAUUGAGUAAAAUAAUAAAAGUUUUCUCAUGAGCUCUUCCAUUGGAAUUGGAAGUCUGGUAGUAAGAUGGCUGUGCAGUUGGACGGCGGGGGGAAAGAGGAUUUAAAAACACAAUUUGUCACGAGGGAAGGAACAUACAAACUGAUGACAUUGUCUGAAUAUUCACGUCCUAAUCGUGUGGGGAAUACGGACACCAGAGGAAGUGCAUCAGUCAGGGUGUCAUUUGUUACUUUGCCGGAUCCCGCCGACCCCACGGGGGCACAAGGACUUGGUGACCGAAUGUGCUUUAAUUUCGGCAAGGAACUCUUCGUUUACGUUUACCGGGGUGUCAAAAAGGCCGUGGACCUGAACAAACCAGUCGACAAAAAGUUAUACAAAGGAACAAACCCAACGUGUCAUAAUUUCAACCAGACAACAGCGACCGCCGAUACGGCACCGCUCCUCGUAGGAUUUUCCACCGGCCAAAUUCAGCUGAUCGAUCCAAUAAAAAAAGAGCUGAAUAAAUUGUACAAUGAAGAGAGGCUUAUAGACAAAACAAAAGUGACCUGCAUUAAAUGGGUACCGGGGUCGAGUAAUUUAUUCCUCGUGUCCCACAGUUCUGGUCAACUUUAUUUAUACAAUUGGGAACUUCCUUGCGGGACAACCUCACCACAUUACCAGCCAUUUAAAUCCGGUGAUGGAUACGCCAUUCAUACAUGCAAGACCAAGUCUACGAGGAACCCUCUGUACAGAUGGGUGAUCGGCGCCGAGGGCUGCUGCAUCAACGAGUUCGCCUUCAGUCCCUGCGGUACAAAUUUAGCCGUCGUCUCCCAGGAUGGUUUCCUCCGUGUCUUCCACUACGACACAAUGGAACUCGUCGGGUCAGCUCGCAGUUACUUCGGUGGAUUUUUGUGCGUAUGCUGGUCCCCAGACGGACGAUACGUCGUCGUCGGAGGUGAGGAUGAUCUCGUAACAAUAUGGAGCUUUCAUGAAAAGCGAGUGGUCGCCCGUGGGCAGGGUCACCACAGCUGGGUCAGUGUCGUCGCAUUCGACCCCUUCACUACCUGCUACGGCGAAGCCGACGGCGACUUCUCCGGAUCAGAUGACGAAGCGAUGCAUCAGCAACACAAUAAUCAUAAUAAUUUUAGUGAUAAAUCCAAUAGACUGUCGACGACUUCCCAAGGAAUUCAUUCGAACAGAAACUCCUGCAGCUCAGAACUACGAGUACCUGGGGGUACUUGUUACCGACUUGGUAGUGUGUCAGAGGACACACAACUGUGUCUAUGGGACAUAACUGAGGACGUGCUGAGACAGCCAGUGUGUGCUAAGCAGAGAGUAUCAGCCGCUGGUUCGGGUACGCUGUCGUCAUCGGGUACUCUGAGCAGCGGGAAUGGCACUACGUCUAAUCACGUUACGAACAAUAUGAAAUAUAAUAAUAUGAACAAUAUAAGUUUUAGUAAAGAUGGAACUGUUAGUCAUAAUAAUUCCGACAGUAGUACGAACAAUAGCACCAGCAAUACCGCUGUCUCGACGGUUAAUUCAUUGACCCAAAGAUUCGCUGGUCUUGGGUUCGGUGAACGUAACAAGGGUGAUAAUCAUAAGAGAAAUUUUAGUCUGACGAUGAGAUCAAGUAGCACAAGUAAUAAUAGUAAUUCAGUGGUUAACAGUGGGGAUAAAGCUAGUAGUAAUAAUACGAACACGACUAAUUUAAAUAGUGUCGGUGGUAGUAUAGGUGGUAGUAAUAAAAAAUCCAGUUCUGUGAUGGACGAUCCGAUGCGAUUAAUCGGGACAGCUUGGUGCCCAAGAUUCGAUGAGUGCCCGGUACUGGAGCCGCUUGUGUGCAAAAAAUUGGCACACGAACGAUUGACUGAACUAGUAUUUAGGGAAGAUUGUUUCGUCACUGCGUGCCAGGAUGGAUAUGUGUACACGUGGGCAAGACCUGGGCAUAUGGUAGGUCCUCUUACCAUAAGCAGCACCUUGCACAGACCACAUCAUCAUACUAAUUUACACACAAAUAUUAAUUCCAUGCGACUUAAUGAUCUCUGAUGUAACUAUUCUAGAUGUUAUUUUUUUAUUAUUAUUUGUGGACUGUAAAAAACUAUGAUUCUGAGGUAACGGAUGACUCAAAGUUUUUGGAUUCUUUUUUUUAACGAAUGGGUUACAAAAAAAAAAAAAUAAAAAAAUGCAUGUGUAGGAAAUUUGAUAAACUACAAGUGCAAUUUUUUUAAAUAUUUUUUUUUUUACAAUUUAUCAUUUAAAAAAUAAAUCAAAAAAUUAUGAAGUCGGCUAACUGUAUCAUGGAGUAAACAGACAAUUGAUAAUUCUUGAAUUUUUUUUUUAACGUAUGGGUUGCAAAAAAAAAAUAAAUAAAAAAAUACAUGUGUAGGAAAUUUAAAAAACUACAAGUGCAAUUUUUUUAAAUAUUUUUUUCUUUACAUUUUAUCGUUUAGAAAAAAAUCAAAAAAUUUUAAGACUUCGGGGAUGAUAGAGUUAGUAGACAAUUAAAAAUUUUGGAUUUUUGUUUCAGAAAAUGAAUUUUAAAAAAAAAUAAUAAAAAUGCACGUGUAGAGAAUUAAAAAAACUACAAAUGCAAUUUUUUAAAAUAUUUUUUUUUUGAAUUUAUCAUUGAGAAAACAAUUAUUAAAUGGUGGCUGACUUUAGUGUUAUGGGGUAAACAGAUAAUUAACAAUUUUCGAAUUUUUUUUUUCAACAACUUUAUUGAAAGAAAAAAAUGCAUGUGUAGGAAAUUUAAAAAACUACAAGUGCAAGAUUAAAAUUAUUUUUGAAAAAAAUCCAAAAAUUAUAAAACGUCAGCGAACUUCAGUAUCAUAAAAAAUUGGGAGUUAAUUCGGAGUAAUUACGGAUUUUAAUUUGAAUUCACGCGGAGUUCAGGAGUUGAAGACAAAAUUACUGAGUAUAUGGAGUAAAUAGAAGUUUUUUUUCAACAGAGUGAUUUUAGAUUUUAUUUUAAUCCGCAGCUACUUGAAUUUAAAAUUUUAUUUUUAAAAUAAACUCUGGUAAAGUUUGAGCUCUUCAUGAUUUUUGAUUUCCCAUUUAAAUAUCA